AUCCCUUCACCAUGCCACUCGUGGUCAGUGGCUCUGAUCUCUUGCUCUGCCUCCUCCUCCUGCUCCUGCCCCCCCACAACUCUGAGAGGGACCGUCCUCCUCAGCGAAGGUUCGAGUACAAGUUCAGUUUCAAAGGACCAAGACUGGCAUUGCCUGGGGCUGGAAUACCUUUCUGGAGCCAUCACGGAGAUGCCAUCCCAGGCCUGGAGGAAGUGCGGCUGGCCCCGUCUCUGCGGGACCGGAGCGGCGCCGUGUGGAGCAGGGCACCUGUCCCCUUCUCUGCCUGGGAGGUGCAGGUGCAGAUGCGGGUGACAGGGCCGGGGCGCCGGGGUGCCCGGGGCAUGGUUGUAUGGUACACCCGGGACAGGGGCCAAGUAAACUUCGGCCUGGGAGGUCAGGCCUCAUGGGAUGGCGUAGGGAUCCUGUUCGACUCCUCAGCUGAGAAUACCCUGAACAGCCCUGCCAUCCGCGUGCUGGCCAGUGAUGGACACACCCUCGCCCAGUCACUCGGGGGCGGGGCCAGCCGGGCGCUGGGCUCCUGCCACCAGGACUUCCGGAACCGGCCGCACCCCUUCAGAGCGCGGAUCACCUACUGGGGGCAGAGACUGCUCGUGUCCUUGAGCAGCGGUCUGACUCCCAGUGACCCAGAGGAGCUCUGUGUCGACGUGGGGCCCCUACUUUUGGCCCCUGGAGGUUUCUUUGGAGUCUCAGCAGCCACCAGCACACUGGCAGAUGACCAUGACGUCUUGUCCUUCCUGACUUUCAGUCUGAGUGAGCCGGGCCCAGAGGCUUCGCCGCAGCCCUUGUUGGAAAAGGAGCAGCUCCGCCUGGCGAGCCGGCUGGAAGGGCUGCGGGCAAGGCUGGCCCUGGGCUCCGAGGAGGACACGAUUCCAAAGCUGCAUUCUGAAGCCCAGGAAGCGGGGGAAAGGGUCUUCCACCUGGAGGAGACCCUGGGCAGACACAGCCAGAUCCUGCAGACACUCCACGGCCUCUCCGAGCAGCUGGUGCAGGCUGUGGGGAAAUGGAAGCAGCAGUUGGGGGCCCCACACCAGAUCAGGCCUGGAGAAGCCUGGGACCCUGCCAAGGUCAGCACCCUGCUCCAUGGCCAGCGGACUCUGCUCCAGGACCUCCAGGAGAUGAGGGACGCAGCUGCCCACAUGGCCUCAAGAGCCCAUGUCUUCUACUUACCUGUGGGCACCAAGCACCAUUUCUUAGAGCUGGCCCAGAUCCUGAGCCACCUGCAGAAGGAACUUAGGGGCCCGGUGAAAGCAGCAGCCAAGGGCCCCCGCCCACCAGGCCGGCUCCCAGGGGCCUCCUCGUGCCUGCAGCCUGGCGUCUUCCUCUUCUUCCUGCUCCUCCAGACCGCAGGCUUGUUCUGCUACGUGCACCUCAGCAGGCAGGAUCCGGACAUGAGCCUUCGGGACUAUCUGGCCACAUGCCGCCUGCCUCUGAGUUCCACGCCACAGAUCACCAGAGCGCUGGGGGCUCUGAGGAGGCAGCCCUUCUCCUCCAGCUUGCGAGCGUGACACCCCCCCCCCCCCAGCAAAGCUCUGAAGGAACCCACUUCUCAUCACUGGGAAGUGAAUGGGGUCUGAGUGUAGGGGUGUGGCCAGUAUGCUUGUCCUCUAAGUGCCCAAUUCCUAGCCAAACCCAGCUUUUGGAGGGCUCCCAUCUUAUUAAAGGUGAUUUCUGGGCCUCCCUGGUGGCACAAGAGGUUAAGCACUGCACUAUGAAGAAAUGCAUUGCCUCUGCAGCACGAGUUCGAUCCCCUGGCCAGGGAGCAACCCACAUGGCGCAGCAGACCUCUCCUGUCUCCCCGCCACUCCCCUCAGCAGUGUAUUUCAGUCAGUCUGCCUGUUCUGUUCCCCGCUCUGACUCUGAUGGAUCCUCUCACCCCCUGCACCUCUGGCCUGUACCCCAGCUCUUGUAUGCAUAAAUAAAUAAAUCUU
Messenger RNA from Talpa occidentalis (Iberian mole), 1949 nucleotides. It is a transcript of the gene LMAN1L, whose product is annotated as lectin, mannose binding 1 like. NCBI's taxonomy places the organism in Eukaryota, Metazoa, Chordata, Mammalia, Eulipotyphla, Talpidae. Gene Ontology annotation, cellular component: COPII-coated ER to Golgi transport vesicle; endoplasmic reticulum membrane; Golgi membrane. Bases 12 to 1526 code for a protein of 504 amino acids. Gene Ontology annotation, biological process: endoplasmic reticulum organization; Golgi organization; endoplasmic reticulum to Golgi vesicle-mediated transport. The transcript is spliced from 13 exons. Gene Ontology annotation, molecular function: D-mannose binding. The record is from RefSeq and is a predicted model, not a curated record.